CUAAGAACCAGGGUUGUCAAUGGUUGCCUAGUCACACUGUUCAGGUCUGCGUGGACGCGUAAUACGCAAGCAGACAACCCUCGCUAGUGGUUUAAAAUCGCCUGCUGCUGUGGCCCAAGGCAAUUAUAGUUCCGGAGGCGUUUCCUCACUGCGAGAGGGCAUUAUUACUCACGGUGUUGUUCAGCAGAUGUCUGCUAUCAGCAUAGUAACGUGUCAUUCUCAACCAUGCCUUCCUGCUAUUGCCCCUAAUAACCUCGUUCCUCGGCCAAUGGUGACAAGACACCUUUUACGCCAAAUCUACCGCCAAGCAUGAGUACCGUGGACGUCUUUCGAGAUUACUACGACGCGCGCUCAAAUCAACGGUCAGGAAUGGCGUCCAACGCCACGUCUGGCCGCUCACCGUACGAUCCGCAGUCACAGACGCGGCCGGCACCCUCAGGGCUCCGCGCUACGAGAAGCCACCGGCGAGGCGCGUCGGCCGGUAGCCUGCUGAUUCCCGUGGAGCAAUGGCGGCAGGAGCAGCAGCAGCGGCAGGUGCAGGAGCCUCAGGAGGAGAUGCGGCAUGGAUUUGGUUAUGAUGAGAGAUACUACGAGCAGCCGCAGCAGCAACACCAGCCGCAGAAUAGCGCGCAAGAAGAGCAGCGAUACUACGAGCAACAGCAACAGCAGCGGCAGCAGCGACGGCAGCCGCAGGAGCAACGGUAUUGUCAGCCACAGGCCGAUCAAUACCAGCAGCAGCAGCAGCAGCAGCAGCAGCAGCAGCAGCGAUGGUCACAGGACGAGGCUCCUCAGCAGCUUAGUAAUUAUUCCAAUGGGACGCCGCCACGUGGCGCCAUCGCACAGCAAGAUAACGGGUCCUUGCCGUUCCCCAGCCUCUACCGUCCACGUCACGGCCGGCAACAAUCCGCCGACAGUCUCGGCCGUCCCCCGUCAGCCGCGACGCGGCUCCGGCAGGAGUCGGCAGAGCGGCACAGCCGGAGCCACAGCAACCUGCCGAGCUUCUCCGCGCCCGACUCCGCCUCGUCCGACGCCGUCGCGCGCGCCGCGGAGCGUCGAGGAAGCUACUCGGAAGUAGAGGUAGAGUCGGAACACAGGGGGGCGUCGAGAGUAAUUUAUUCCCAGCAGCAACAGCAGCAGCAAGCGACUUCUUCACCGCAAACGGACGGCGCCGGCUCCGGAAGGCGCGCUAGGGUUUCGAGCCAGAGCUUGGGGAACAUGGGCGAAAUCGCCUCCCGCGUGCCCCCCCGCGCGCCCGCGCCAGGUCGGGGGGGGCCCGUGAGCGCGCUGAGGAAGGAGCGCCGCAGGCCGACCUCGUACGACUCGCACCAGUUCGCGACGUCAGACGGCCACGGGGAUGGCACUCGUGUCGCCAAUUUCCCCAGCGGUAGUAACCAGCUGGGGGCUGGGGCGCGGCCUCCCUCGAGUGGGAGCAGCGGCCUUGGUAGGGGAGGCGGCGGCGGGAUUGGUGGGGGGUCUGGAGUCGGCGCAAGGGAGAGGCAAAGGGGGGCAGGGGGGUUGGACGGCCGUGCUGCGGGCUCCCCGAGUUCAGGGUUCCGGGCAGAACCAGGCGCACGGCCCGCCUCCCCUCUUGCGCAGUUGCUCCCGGGGCAGGGACCUUCUGGGGGAGGUGGCAGCGGUAGAGGGCUGGGAGGUGGCAGAGGGGGAGGGGGAGAAAGAGCAGAGGGAGGAGUGGGGUUCGGUGGUAGUGGUGGCGGUGGCGGUAUGAGAGGCACCCCGCCGCGGUCGCCUCUGGCGAGUUUGACGCAUGAGGACUUUGCGGCGUUUGAGGGGUACGGGCGCAACCAGGAGGCGAUCCAGAGCGUGCUGCUGGCGGCCAGGGAGCUCGUCGACGACUGCGAGCAGGAGGGCGUGUGGGAGUCCGAGGCCACGCUCAAGCAGUGGCGCGGCGCUGCCGAACCUGCCGGCCAGGUUCGGCAGCAGUCGCGCGGUGGCUCCGAGCCUGAGAGGCAGCCUCGGCAGCAGGUGCGUGGCGGGUCCGAACCUGAGAGGCAGGCUUGGCAGCCCAGCCCGGACAGGCAAAAGGAGAGGGAUGCGCCGGGGGUUGUGGGCCUGAGGAGAGGAAUGGAUGGCGCAUAUGGGAGCGAGGAAGAAGGGUACCGGCAGCAGGGGCAGCAGGGGCAGCAGCGGCGGCGGCAGCAGCAGGAGGAGGAGUGGGAGAGGAGGAACGGGUCGUACAGCGACCGGAGCUCGUUGGGGGAGCGCGCCACCGACAGCCAGAGCGGGUCGAGCGCAGAGCGCAUGGCGCAUGGCGACAGGGGGGCGCUCGGCGAGCAAGAGGCCCACAGCGCCCAGGGGAGGGGCAGGGGGGUUGGUCACGAGCGAGAUGCGUCUGGGUCUCCCGUUGGCCCGUACAGCAGCGCCGCUGCUGCUGGCCAGGCAGGGAGAGGGGGAGCAGGCGCAGGGGCAGGGGCGGGGGCAGGGGGAGUGGGAGGAGCAGAGGGGGCGGGAGGCAUGGGUCAGGUGGAUGGCGUGGCUCGGAGGAAGAAGCGGGCGGAGCGCCUGCAGGCAGUGCGGUACCGAGAUGCCAUGGCCGCCACUGGCUAUGGCGCUGCUGCUGGCAACGCUGCGGGUGCUGCUGGUGCUGGCGGUGCUGCUGGUGCUGCUGGUGCUGCUGGUGCUGUGGGGGGUCUGGGGGGUAUUGCUGGUGCUGCCUCUGUAGGAGGCUCGGGGGAUUCGAGCCAGCAGCACCGGCGCAUGGUGAGUGUGGACGAGAUGAUCCGCUCUGAGCACGAGCACAGCCGGGCCAAGGCCGCCGCCGUGCACACCGCUGCACAAGGCCCCUCAGCUGUUGAUUUCUAUCUAGGAUUCGAGGACGUGCCACGUCACCUCCUGCACGACGCGCUGGCGGGAGGAAUGCGGGCAGCAGGAGGCGGAGGAGGCGCGGGAGGGAGAGGGGGCGCAGGGGGCGCGGAGAGAUCCGCGGAGGGCGGUAGCAGCAGCAGCAGCAAUUGGGCCAAGGAGGAAAUGGGGUACGGGAGAGGGGAGGGUAUGGCGGGCGAGAGGCGCGGGGGUGAGGUAGGCAGAGCGGAGGGGGGAGGGGCAGCAGCGAGGGGGGGAAGGUCGCGGAGGCAGGCUAGUGCGUGUGAGGUGGGGCUUCGGGCCAUGGGAGGGGGGGGCGGGUAUGGGUAUGGAGGAGAGGGGCAUGGGCAGGGGCAGGAGUAUGGCCAGCAGACAGGGUACGAGCAGCAGCAACGGCAGGCACAGUUGGCGAUUGAGCAGGUGAGCCAAGCAUAUGAGCCGCCGGCGUAUUCCAGUGGGUCUGACGGCCCGCAGCAGGGCACAGCAGGCGUGAGCGAGCACCAGGCGCUGCUGCAGCAGAUGAGGCGGAGGAGGCUGCAGAGUGGCAGUGGCAGUGGCACCGAUAGCAGCACAGGUGGUGGUGGUGCCUCUGCUGCUGCUGAUGCUGCCAUGACUCCCGCUGCUGCUGCUGCUGCUGCUGCUGGGGGCGGUGGUGCUGCAGGUGUUGCUGCAGGCGCUGACAGCGGCAGCGGCGGGCGCCUGGCUGCGUUCCUGGCAGACGCAAUGAAGCUGGCGUCCGGCGCCAGCAACGGCAACGGCAGCUUCACCAGCCGGGAUAGCAGCGAUGGGGGGGAGAGUGUGACGCACACUGAUGGACACGCCCGUGCUGCUGCCGGUGCUAGCGCUGGUACUGGUGGUGGUGGUGGCAUGGGUGGCAAGGAGGGCUAUCGGGCGUCCAGGUUGGGCAGUGGGCAGGAGAGAGGUGCUGCAGCUGGGCAGCAGCGGACAGCCGCUGCUGCAACCGCAGCAAGAGCAGCAGAGGCGGGCAGUGGGACGGAGGGGGAGAAGGAGCAGGCGCCAACGCCGCAUCCCAAGCACAUGAUACGACAGCUGGAGCAGAUGGAACAGAUGGAGCAGGGCGAGAGCGAAAGCCAGCACGGGCAGCAGCAGCAGCACCUACCCCAGAACAACCCUCUGCAGAACAACCUCCCCCAGGACAGCCUUCCCCAGCAGCGCCUGCUGCAGCAACAGGGCGCGCACAUGGUGGUGCGGGACGACCCCAUGGCGCGCCUGGCGCCGCUGACGGACCACAUCCUGCGCAUGCCGUACGAGGACGUCAGGGCGAGGUACUCCCUGGGCAAACACGAGAUCGGCGCCGGCCGGUUCGGGUCCAUUCGCACGUGCCUGGAGCGGGCCUCGGGGCGGGUGUUUGCGUGCAAGACGAUCGACAAGAAGAGCAUCACGUGCCCCGAGGACGCAGACGACGUGCGCAGGGAGGUGGCGUUCCUGGCGACGCUGCAGGGCCAUCCGCACAUCAUCAACCUGCAGGGGGUGAUGGAGGACGACCAGACCAUCCGCCUUAUAAUGGAGCUGUGCUCGGGCGGCGACCUGUUCGACUGCAUCAAGGCGCGCGGGCAACUGUCGGAGCGCACGGCGGCCAUGGUGCUGAAGGCGCUGAUGAGCGCGCUCAUGCACUGCCACGCGCACGGCAUCCUGCACCGCGACGUCAAGCCCGAAAACAUCCUCAUGGCGGACCGGCUGGACGACAGCAAGGGCAUCAAGCUGAUCGACUUCGGCGUUGCCACGAGCCUGGAGCAAGGCGGCCCCUGUUCCGAGGUGGCAGGCACGCCCGAGUACAUGGCGCCGGAGGUGCUGGACGCCAUCUACGGCGUGGAGGCGGACAUCUGGAGCGCGGGCGUGGUGCUGUACGUGAUCCUGUCGGGCGUGCCGCCCUUCUGGGCGUCGACGAACCGCACGCUGGAGGAGGCGAUUCGGCGCAAGAAGGUGGACUUCAAGUACUUCAAGUGGGCCGGCGUGGGGGACGAUGUGAAGGAGCUCAUCAUGCGCAUGCUCAAGAAGAACCCCAGGACGCGCAUCAGCGCGGAGCAAGUUCUCAGCCAUCCAUGGGUGGUUCGGCACACAUCAGGAGAGGAAGAAUGAUGCAGGGCUAACGGGAGGGACAUUAGUCGCUGGACAAGACUUCCCUUCCACGGUCCAACUAAAGUGCCGACGUUUUUCUGCUCGUUUCUUCAAUCGCUCAAGCCAAAUAAAAAUUGGAGGGGGGGUUUACGAAGGGGCAUUCCCCUGAAAGCUGGUGAUAUUCAUGUUUACACUAAUGGAUGAGAUAGGUCACACAAGCUCUGCCAUAUACAAUGCAAGUUCAAUGUGUGGGCCAACGUUUUUGGCGCUAGCAGCUGACUAACAACUUUGUCCCUUAUACUGUAUGAGUCAAGCAUGGCAUGCACAUGUGUGG
Molecule: messenger RNA, 5233 nt
Organism: Closterium sp. NIES-67
Lineage: Eukaryota; Viridiplantae; Streptophyta; Zygnematophyceae; Desmidiales; Closteriaceae
Source: the annotation of a GenBank genome assembly